AUGGGUAAUCACGAGAAAGGGUUAAGGGCUUUCACUGAAGACCAGCCAAGUACCGAUGACGAAACUGGUCUCGAUAUAUCACAAUACAUCAAUGCGCUGACCCAGGAUCAAACCCAAGACAACGAAGGGGAGGAAAUCAUCGAGGAAUCCAACCACAGCGAUAAUGAUAAAAUCCAAGAUAAAAAAUCUUUGACAGCAAAUCCGGCCCAACCAAGAUGGUACAGAGCCAUACAGAGCAACUCACAUCCCGAGAGUGAAGCGCCAUCAGAUGCAUCGGCAAAAGAAUCCGAUUUUGAUCUGUUUGAUGAAGAUCCAGAAGCUGCAUACAAAGAGUUCAAGAACCGCCGGACUCUCAAGCGAAAGCGUGUUGCUGCUGAAACCAAGCGGAUUCGAUCUGAGAAGAAAUCGAAAGCUGCAGCGGCAACCAGUAUCAUCGGAAGGAAAUUGCAAGCUAAAAACCCCAGCAAGGAUGCUGAACGAGCCCGCCCAGGAGAAUUAAGCCUCUUCGGUGAUGACUCUAAUUCCGAGCGUGAUGCAGGAAAUGAAACAUACCUAGACGACCCGCCCCCUGAUUACGUCGAUUCACGGAGGCGCAAGUUGAGGCAGCUUCACGAAUCUGGUUUGCGAUAUCCACCGUCGUAUAAUGGAAUCGAUUGCUCUAGCUCGGAUUCUGAAGAGCGACCUGUCUUCAGUGGGGUCAAGCCUCAGCGACCAUAUGCAGGCAUUAAGCUUCGGGAAUCGCAAGGCAUUAUUCCCCCUCCAAUCGCCCAGUGGUUGCGAGACUAUCAAGUAGACGGCGUUCGCUUCCUUCAUGAACGAUUCGUUCGGCAAACAGGCGCUGUACUAGGCGACGACAUGGGUUUAGGUAAGACUAUCCAAGUUAUCGCCUUUCUCACCGCGGCCUUUGGCAAGACAGGGUUCAGUUCGGAUGCGAAACGGAUGCGAAAAGUGCGACGACUAGGGGAUCGCCGUUGGUAUCCCAGGAUCCUCAUUGUUUGCCCAGGCACCUUGAUGCAAAACUGGGAAGAUGAGCUCGAAAGAUGGGGCUGGUGGGACGUUCACAAGUACCACGGCAACACAUCAGAAAAGACAGCUGUUCUUGACGCAGCUAAGAAGGGAAUGGCCGAGAUCAUGAUAACCACAUAUACGACAUACAGGAUGAACGAGGGCCAGAUCAAUACCGUAGACUGGGACUGUGUCAUCGCAGACGAAUGCCAUCAGAUCAAGAGCAGAGAUGCAGCAGUCACAAAGGCGAUGAACAAAGUCAAUGCACUCUGUCGGAUCGGCCUCACGGGCACAGCCAUACAAAACAAGUACGAGGAGCUUUGGGCUCUCCUAAACUGGGUGAGACCUGGGUCCUAUGGGUCCUCACAAGAGUGGAAGCAGCUCGUUUGCACUCCUCUCAAAAUCGGACAAGCACAUGACGCAACGAACGAACAACUAGGCAAUGCACGACACAAGGCGCAAGAGCUAGUCACUGAGGUCCUCCCCGACGUAUUCCUUCGGCGGAUGAAAACUUUGAUUGCAGAUCAACUCCCAAAGAAAAGAGAUCUAGUUGUCUUCUGUCCGCUCACAGAAACGCAAGCAGACGCUUAUCGGACACUUAUCGAAACUGACACGUUUGAUUGUAUCCGUAGGGCAACCGAACCAUGUGACUGUGGCUCUGGUAAAACACGGGGUUGGUGUUGCUAUACAGAAAUCCCACACAAGGGGAAAUGGCAAUGCUUCACCUUUCCGUGCAUGGUCACUCUACAGAAGCUUUCAAAUCAUCUCGCUCUUUUGCUACCUAUGAGCACGGACGCUCCGGAGAAACAAGCAAAAGAUCUGGAUAAUCUACAACUAGCUUGUCCAGAAAACUGGAAGGAUCUUUACCGCAUCAAAGACAGCAUUUUCAACCAGUCCCAGCGCGAGUUUUGUGGUAAAUGGAAAGUUUUGAAACGCCUUCUCGAUUUUUGGCACGCGAAUUGCGACAAGGUUCUAGUAUUUUCCCACUCUGUCCGCCUCCUUCGACUCCUCAAAUCACUCUUCGACAUUGAUGGUACAAAAUACAACUUCUCCUAUCUAGAUGGAAGCAUGUCUUAUGAUGACCGCGCAAAAGCCGUCGCAGAUUUCAACUCUGAUCCAAAUCAGUUCGUCUUCCUUAUUAGCACGAAGGCGGGUGGAGUCGGGCUGAACAUUACAUCUGCCAACAAGGUCGUGGUUGUAGAUCCAAACUGGAAUCCAGCGUACGAUCUCCAAGCCCAAGACCGCGCAUACAGAAUCGGACAAACACGAGACGUUGAAGUCUUCCGUCUGGUAUCGUCGGGCACAAUUGAGGAAAUCGUCUACGCAAGACAGAUAUACAAGCAACAACAGGCCAACAUUGGUUAUACAGCCAGCGACGAACGACGAUACUUCAAAGGUGUGAUGGGUGAUUCCGGAAAGAAGGGCGAACUAUUCGGUAUUGCAAAUCUAUUCAGUUUUGCGGAGGAUGGCCUCUUGUUGCGAGAUAUCGUUCACAAAACUAAUGUCGCAGAAACGAGAGCCGGGGUCAAGGCAAUGGAAUUUGGCCUCAACAAUAACACCAACGAGUCUGAUGAUGAAUAUGAUCCACUCAGCAACAAAGCCCUCGGUCUUGAUGAAGACGACGAAAAUGACAACAGCCAGAUGAAGAAGUUUGCAGAAAUCAUCGCCAGUGGAGGCGAUGCAUCCAAAAUCAGAGGCAAGAAGAAAUACAUAAAACGCUCUGGCCCCGACCCUGUCAAUGCCAUUCUCGCAAAAGCAGGGGUACAAUAUACUCAUGAGAACUCGGAAGUCAUAGGUUGUUCCGAAAUCGAAGCCAAAUUGAGUCGUAAAGCUAUAGAACUUCGUGGCGACCUUGAACUUGGCCCCGAACGUGUAUUCCAGUUUUCGCAAUCGCAAAGUCAACGCCAGGGUUUGGAGUUUGAAGAAGAUCGCCCAGAUCACAGUAAUGCGGAGUUAUCUGGUGAAGGGAGGAGAAGGGAUAGGGAUGACUUCAAUAUUAACUAUAGGUAUAAACCGAACGAGGAAGUGAGGAGGAGGCAAUUUUGCAGUAUUGCAAAGAUGAUGGGGUAUGAGGAUCCGGUAGAAUUUGCCCUGGAAGUAGAGGAGAUGGCACAAGAGCAGAGGAGGAAGGUGUUGGAUAAGUUUUACAGGAAGAGGAGGAGGGAGAUUGUAGUAAAGUUUACGGGUUAGUGGGGGAAGAAGCUAAGAUGAGCUUUGGUGGGCCGGAUG
This is a messenger RNA of Lindgomyces ingoldianus, 3234 nucleotides long. RefSeq lists its product as uncharacterized. Gene Ontology annotation, molecular function: ATP binding; ATP-dependent chromatin remodeler activity. Bases 1 to 3195 code for a protein of 1064 amino acids. The transcript has a single exon. The record is from RefSeq and is a predicted model, not a curated record. Lineage: Eukaryota; Fungi; Ascomycota; Dothideomycetes; Pleosporales; Lindgomycetaceae.